Macrobrachium nipponense is the source of this 2135-nucleotide messenger RNA. RefSeq names its product facilitated trehalose transporter Tret1-like. Gene Ontology annotation, biological process: transmembrane transport. The transcript has 9 exons. Gene Ontology annotation, cellular component: membrane. Lineage: Eukaryota; Metazoa; Arthropoda; Malacostraca; Decapoda; Palaemonidae. Bases 261 to 1721 code for a protein of 486 amino acids. The record is from RefSeq and is a predicted model, not a curated record. Gene Ontology annotation, molecular function: transmembrane transporter activity.
UAAUAAUGAGAGCUUCAUUCUCGAUGUUGUAAUAUCUAAGACGGUAUUCGACAGUGAUUUUUUUCCAGUGACACAGUCUUCGCUAAGUUAUGCAAAAUAUGUGACAGUAUAAAAUGUCGGCACCUCUAGGCGUGCAGGGAUUUUAGAAGAUAUUUUUAUGCAAUGAGAACUGGUCAUAUAGUAAGUGCAGGAUAAGCUGACGAAGUCGUCGGAGUCACCGGUGCAUAGGCCAAGUCCACGAACCCAAACCAGGGAUCACGAUGACGACUUUUAAAGCCUGGUUUAUAUACAGGUGGCGACAGAUUAUAACAUCAUGUACGAUAGGAGUCGCCAUCAUAUGCACCGGAAAUGUCGUUGGUUGGUCUGUGGAGGUGUCCAGGAUUAUGGAGGACGAAACCAUACCUCUCAACAUCACGCGAAAUGAUCAGCAGUGGUUAGUGUCGAGCUCAGGAAUCGCCGCCAUGUUUUCUACACUGUUUUGUAGCGCACUUGUGGAGUACGUUGGUCCCUGCCGAGUUAUCAGCUCCAUGCUGCUGCCUGCAGCUUUAGGGUGGGUCCUUAUGGCAGUGUCAGAAUCUCUGCCUUGGAUAUAUAUUGGGAGAAUCAUCACGGGAGCCGUAGGAUUCAUGUUGACUACUAUCAUACAGCCUCUGCUAGCUGAAAUGUGCACAGCUGACGUGCGAGGACUGCUGUCUUCCUUGCCAGAGAUUAUGGUAAGUGUUGGUAUGCUGCUGAUUUACGUUCUGGCUCGUUUCUUGGACUGGGAGAGCGCCACCUUGGUCUGCGGUGUCAUUCUCUUCCCGAUUAACGCUGCUCUCCUGUUCGUGCCCGAAUCUCCAUACUGGCUCCUCAAGAAUGGCAAGGAAAAACUCGCACUCAGAGCUCUCAUGAAGCUUCGCGCUCCAGAACACGAUGUAGACACUGAGCUUAAUUCAAUCAGAGAUGCCCUCACUGCCCAGGAACAAAAUGGAUCCAUAUGGAAACAGGUAAAAGCUCUCAAAGAACCUGGAAACUACCGACCUGUCAUAUUGGUGACAUCAAUGUUCGUCCUCCGGGAGCUGGGCGGUGCUAUGGUGAUUUUCAUGUAUGCCGUCUUCUUCUUCGAGAAUGCUGGCGUGAUGUUUGACCCUUUCACCUGCUCUGUACUCGUAGGCAUCUGCAGACUCAUCUUCACCGUCAUUUCUGCCUGCACCAUCGACAAACUGGGACGCCGACCUCUUCUCAUUGGGUCGUCAUUGGUCUGCGGGUUGGCGAUGUAUGUCACAGGUGCUGUUCUCUACAGCGACGGCAAAGGGUAUGGCUGGGUCCCCUUGACUUCUGUGAUGGUGUACGUAGCAUCUUUCGGCAUGGGAGCAGGACCUGUCCCUUGGAUCCUUCUGGGCGAACUACUCCCUACUCCAGUGAGGUCCCUCGGUGCCUCCAUCUGUACUGGUUGCUUUGUUAUCCUUCUUUUCGUUAUCACUCAAGUCUUCCCUGACUUGACCACAGCAAUUGGACUGGAAGAUGCCGUGAUGGUCUUUGGUUCUGUUUAUGUGGUUCUGGCACUGGUGGCAUUCUUCUUCCUACCGGAGAGCCGAGGAAAAACUCUAGAAGAACUGCAGUAUGCCUUUGUUGGAGGCGGAGCCCUGACCCCUUUCACCAACCCAGAGCGACAAGGAUACACCCCAGCCUAUGGAAGCACCUUCCCUUCCACCUCACAGAGCCUGGAAAAAGUCCGUUAGAUCUAAUGAUAUCCCACUAUGAGAGAUGAAGUUGUGCUGAAUGUGCUUUCAACUUACCAGAGAUAACUUGAGCACUCCUGGAAACAUAUAUAGACCAGUUCACUGAACUGAAAUUUCCAUUUCAACAGAGAUGGCGAUCAACAUAUUUAGAUUGGAUUGGAAUGUUGUACUCUGAAGUUGGGUUGAGUGUUUGAGGAGGUUCCAUCAUAUUCAUAUAUCUUGGUGAUUUUAAGACUAUAAUUGUACAUAAAUACAAAUAGAAUUUAAAAUCUGAAUUAUGUUUGAAGCUUGUAAUAAAAACCAUUAGGAAUCACAUUUUAUAUGACAGAUACGAAGUUCUAUCUAUGAAGCUUUUCAAAUAUUUUAAAAUGUCUCCUUAGAAUAAAGGCCUAACAAAUAAACAGUUGAAUGCCA